Molecule: messenger RNA, 2031 nt
Organism: Danaus plexippus (monarch butterfly)
Lineage: Eukaryota; Metazoa; Arthropoda; Insecta; Lepidoptera; Nymphalidae
Product: serine protease inhibitor 3/4-like
Exons: 9
Coding region: 107-1288 (393 amino acids)
Molecular function (GO): serine-type endopeptidase inhibitor activity
Source: RefSeq, a predicted model, not a curated record
UAAUAUAAUUUUUUUCUUAUCAUUGUGUACGAAGGUUCAUCGUUAUAAGUUGUGUACGUCAAAUUAAUAUAAUUUUCUCUAACUCCGCUAAUGCAAAAAACAGUCAAUGUGGAUUUACAAGAUAUUGCUUUUUGCCCAAAUAGCGAGCUCCUUAUCUUUCAACAUGGAUGUAAAAACUCUAUCUUCAUCCAUUUUUAACUUUUCUGCUAAGUUUUGUAAUGAACUAGACAAAAGUAAGAGUGUUGUGUCAUCUCCACUUUCAGCUGAGUUUCUACUGGCUCUUCUUACUUUAGGAUCUGAGGAUCCAGCACAUUCAGAACUACUUACAUCACUGGGUAUUUCUGCUGAUGACCAGAUUCGCUCAUCAUUCAAAUCUCUGUCACAAAACCUUCUCUCCAUCAAAGGAGUUACCCUCAAUGUAGCUAACAAGGUGUAUAUUAAGGAAGGGGACUAUGAUCUCAAUGAGGAUCUUAAGAAGGAUGCAGUCUCGGUGUUCAAUGCUGCCUUUGAAAAAGUUGAUUUUCGGCAGAAUGCAGCUGCAGCUAAUCUCAUCAAUAAAUGGGUAGAAAACCAAACAAACAACAAGAUCAAAGACCUCAUUUCAGCCGACAGUCUCAAUGAUGACACCCGUCUUGUACUUGUGAAUGCAAUUUACUUUAAGGGUACAUGGAAGAAACAAUUUGAUCCUGCAAAUACGAUGGAUCAACCUUUCUUCAUCACAUCCUCAGAGACGGUAGAUAUUCCUAUGAUGUACAAAGAAGAUAACUAUUAUUAUGGAGAAAGUCGGUCUUUGAAUGCUCAGCUUCUACGUUUGGAUUACGUGGGUAAGGAGGCGAGUAUGUUGAUAGUGUUACCAAACGAAGUGGAGGGUCUGAACGGUGUUCUCAGCAAGUUGGCUGAGGGUCACGACUUACUCAAAGAGCUGGACGACAUGCACAACAUCAAGGUCCAAGUCACUAUACCCAAAUUCAAGAUCGAGACCGAAAUCGACUUAGCCGAAUUACUGCCUAAGUUGGGCAUCAAGUCCAUCUUUAAUCAGAGCAACAAUGGAUUGACGAAGAUAUUGAACAAACCAGAGGGCCUGUUCGUGUCGAAGGCUGUACAGAAGGCCUUCAUCGAAGUCAACGAGGAGGGCGCUGAGGCGGCCGCCGCUUCCGGCAUGGUGAUGAUGAUGCGGUGCGCGCCGAUGCCUCCGGUCCGCUUCGACGCCAACAAACCGUUCUUGUUCGUGUUGAUGGACUCCGGCACACCAAUUUUCUACGGCACUCAUCGCAAACGCAGCCUAUAAUAAGAUUCACGGCACAAGUGAAGAAAUAUUAUUUAUAAAAUAGAUAAGGAUAUUGUUGAAAUAAUAUUUAUAUAUAAUAUAUAGUAAUGAUAUUGUCUCGUUAACUUUAAUAAAUGAACCAUAGAACCUAAUAAAUCUUGUGAUCGAAUUUUUAUCACGUGUAUUUUUAAACCGCAUACUAUUACUAGAUUUAAAAUUCGCGAAACACAUGUUCACCGCAUAUGCUUAUGUAUUCGUGUUCACUCACAACUUGUACUGUUGAUGUAAUGAAGAUGCUUUAAAAUUUAAAUUAUUUGUGAACGGAAGAUGUGUUGAGUUAUAGGAAAUUUGUCUUACAGCAAUGAACGUCAUGUUCUGUUCAGCUAUGAUAGACGAACCCCAAGUGAUUCAGUUCACAGCUGACCGUCCGUUCUUCGUGGCCAUCAUCUCCAACGAGACCAUUUACUUCACAGCCACUUACCGCGGAAACUGAACCUCACAUACAACGAACACACCAAACAACACGUCCACAUAACUAAAUGUACUGCAUUUAAAACAUAUAUAUUAUAUAAGCAUAAAUAAGCAAAGAUUUAAUGAUAAAUAUAUUUUGUUAAUAACUGACAAUAAUUAUCCCGCCUUCAUUACGAGCACAUUGUUUCGUGCAAUAUAAUAUAACUUAUAUGUUCAAAUACAAAAAGCAUUUAGGAUUAUUGUAUACUCUUAAUUAAUGAGAUUUUAUUUAUAUAAAUAUAUUUAUACUCACA